Balaenoptera musculus (blue whale) is the source of this 5001-nucleotide messenger RNA. It is a transcript of the gene POMT2, whose product is annotated as protein O-mannosyltransferase 2. The transcript has 21 exons. Gene Ontology annotation, biological process: protein O-linked glycosylation via mannose. Gene Ontology annotation, molecular function: dolichyl-phosphate-mannose-protein mannosyltransferase activity. The record is from RefSeq and is a predicted model, not a curated record. Lineage: Eukaryota; Metazoa; Chordata; Mammalia; Artiodactyla; Balaenopteridae. Gene Ontology annotation, cellular component: membrane; endoplasmic reticulum. Bases 221 to 2473 code for a protein of 750 amino acids.
GCGCCACUAGCCGCCUCCUAGCGGCCCGGGCGGCGACCGCACUCCCCUUCCAGCCCAGAGGCCGGGGCAGGGAACUACAUUUCCCAGGGCCCCCCGCUGCCGGCGCAGGGAACUACAUUUCCCAGGGCACCCCGAGCCGCCCCUUGGUGACUUCUUGGCGGGGCGGCUCGCAAGACCCAGCGUGCUUGCGGGCCGGAGGGCCAUCCUGAGGAGGGGAAGGAUGCCGCCGGCCGUAGGCGGAGGCCUGGCAGGGUCCGAGCUGCGUCCCCGGAGGGGCCGCUGUGGGUCCCAGGCUGCUAGGGCCGUGGGCCCGGACGUGGCCACCGAGGCUACAGCACGGAGCCCCAAACGGCCUGCUCCGAGCUCGCGGCGCUUCGAGGCGCCCGGCCGGUGGGCUCUGCUGGCCCUGGUGACGCUGAUGUCCUUCGCCACCCGCUUCCAUCGUCUGGACCAGCCGCCGCACAUCUGUUGGGAUGAAACUCACUUUGGAAAAAUGGGAAGUUACUAUAUCAACCGCACCUUUUUCUUUGAUGUGCACCCGCCUCUGGGAAAGAUGCUGAUAGGUCUUGCUGGCUACCUGAGUGGAUAUGAUGGCACCUUUUUGUUCCAGAAGCCUGGGGACAAAUAUGAGCAUCACAGCUACUUGGGAAUGAGAGGAUUCUGUGCGUUCCUCGGCGCUUUGCUGAUCCCCUUUGCCUACCUCACUGUACUGGAGCUGUCCCAGUCCCUCCCGGCAGCGCUGCUCACGGCUGCCCUCCUCACCUUUGACACAGGAUGCCUCACUCUGUCCCAGUACAUCCUCCUAGACCCCAUCUUGAUGUUCUUCAUCAUGGCUGCCAUGCUGAGCAUGGUCAAGUACAACUCCUGUGCCAACAGGCCCUUCUCUGCCCCCUGGUGGAUCUGGCUCAGCCUGACUGGCGUUAAUCUAGCUGGUGCUCUGGGGGUCAAGUUUGUUGGCCUCUUUAUCAUCCUGCAAGUGGGGUGGAACACCCUUUCAGACCUUUGGCACCUGUUUGGAGACCUCAAUCUUUCAAUGGUGACUGUGGGAAAACACCUGACCGCUCGCGUCCUGUGCCUCAUAGUGCUGCCGCUGGCUCUCUACACGGCCACCUACGCUGUUCACUUCAUGGUGCUGAAUAAAAGUGGUCCUGGUGAUGGCUUCUUCAGUUCUGCCUUCCAGGCCCGGCUUUCAGGAAACAACCUUCACAAUGCUUCCAUCCCCGAACACCUGGCCUAUGGCUCUGUGAUCACCGUGAAGAGCGCGCGGAUGGCCGUCGGCUACCUCCACUCGCACGGGCACCUCUACCCCGAGGGCAUCGGCGCCCGCCAGCAGCAGGUCACCACCUAUUUGCACAAGGACUACAACAACCUGUGGAUUAUCAAGAAACAUAAUACAAACUCAGAUCCCCUAGACCCUUCACUCCCAGUGGAGUUUGUAAGACAUGGAGACAUCAUUCGACUAGAACACAAAGAGACUUCUCGGAACUUGCACAGUCACUAUCACGAGGCCCCCCUGACCCGGAAGCACUAUCAGGUCACAGGCUAUGGCAUAAAUGGGACAGGAGACUCAAAUGACUUCUGGCGGAUUGAGGUUGUAAACAGAAAAUUUGGAAACCGAAUCAAAGUGCUGAGAAGUCGAAUUCGCCUCAUCCAUCUGGUGACAGGUUGUGUCCUGGGCUCCUCGGGAAAGGUCCUGCCCAAGUGGGGCUGGGAGCAGUUGGAAGUCACCUGCACUCCAUACCUAAAGGAAACCCUCAACUCCAUCUGGAAUGUGGAAGACCAUAUCAAUCCCAAAUUGCCAAACAUCAGCCUGGAUGUGCUGCACCCCGGUUUUCCUGAGAUAAUGCUGGAGGCCCACAUGGUGAUGAUCCGGGGGAACAGUGGCCUCAAACCCAAAGACAAUGAGUUCACGUCCAAACCCUGGCACUGGCCUAUCAACUAUCAGGGCCUGCGCUUCUCGGGGAUCAAUGACACCGACUUCCGAGUGUAUCUGCUCGGCAACCCGGUGGUUUGGUGGCUGAACCUGCUGAGCAUCGCCCUCUACCUCCUCUCAGGGAGCAUCUUUGCUGUGGCUGUGCAGAGAGGGGCACGUCUGCCUGCCGAGGUUGAAGGGCUGUCCCAGGUCCUGCUGCAAGGAGGUGGGCAGCUCCUGUUGGGCUGGAUGAUCCAUUACUUCCCGUUCUUCCUGAUGGGCCGGAUCCUCUACUUCCACCACUACUUCCCCGCCAUGCUCUUCUCCAGCAUGCUGACAGGCCUUCUGUGGGACACGCUCCUGCGGCUUUGUGCCUGGAGCCUGGCCUCCUUUUCUCUGGCUGGGCACGUACACGCGCUGGGAAUCCUGAGCCUUCUCCUGGGAAUUGCCUACAGCUUCUACCUCUUCCAUCCUCUGGCUUAUGGGAUGGUUGGUCCGCUAGCCCAGGACCCCCGAAGUCCGAUGGCAGGACUAAGGUGGCUGGAAUCAUGGGACUUUUGAGGCCACUGCAAGGACUCCAGCCUGCGUCCAGGAACUUCCUGGGGACAGCCAGCUGUGGAGCCAGUCCCUGGACCCUCCCAGCUGUGGAGGAAGCUGCCUGAGGAGCCUGCGGAAUUCUGCCACCUGCCAGGACCACGCCCUGGGAGCAUACCCGGAGUUUAAGCCACUAGAGAGGGCCAUGGCGCUGCUCUAACUGCACAGGUUCCUCCGCUGGGGCUGGCUCAGCAACAGGCGACAACAUCUCUCAGGCCCAUUUCCCCGAGUGUGCAGCAUGAGGAGGGAUGAGUGUGCGAGAGGGUGGGUGUGAGUGUGUGGGGGAGUGUGCGUGUGAGGGUACGUGUGUCUGUAUCCCUGUGGAAUAUAGACCGUGACUGUGGACAGCUGAGUGUCAUAAACUCUAAGAAAUCGUCCAGAGCUACAGUAGUAUUCUCUGGGGUUUUUUUUCCACACUGGAUUUGGUUUGUAAGACUCAUCAAAAAUUCUCAGACCUCCAAGAAGGCUGAAAGCACUGACCCUACCUUGGGAUGUCACCAAGGGCAGAGCAGAUGGUAUUGUCACGGCUGUGCUGCCCUCCUUCCCACAAAUAAGCAAAUACAGCUGAGGCCCCUGAGCCGGAGGGCCCGCCUCCCAGCUGCUUCCCCGCGUGGCUGCUGCCGGGAAGUCUCCUCUGUGGCCGCAGGCGGCUGGACUUCCGCCUGCAAUGUGCGCAGAGGACGGGGCCCCAGAGCGAGGCAGCUGAGGACUCACCAGCCCUGGUGGCCCUCCUCAGCCCUCGGUUCCUCGCUGUCUGAGAACGUCACGUCACGAGGUUGGUGGGAGGGACGGCACCCUGUCCUUGGCUACUGUGUGUUCUCAGGCCCUGUGAGCCAGAGGUGGUUUCUGGCUGCCCAUCCCUUACCCUCUGCAUCCAGCCUGACUGUGAGGGUGGGCCCGAUGCAUUCUCCUGAUUGCAGGGAGAGCCUUUGGGGCCCCUCUCUUAGCAGCUGAGGCGGAUGUGUGGCAGAGCAGGGAUGUGUAUGGUGCUGGGCUGGGGUCCCAGCGGGGCGUCGGGGUGUGGGCUGCCUUGGCCUUUCUGGGCUGGUGUUCCUGUCACUCACUAAGCUUUCCCCAUUUUUACUUCUCUAGUCCUCCCCUGCUGACAGCCCCCCUCCCUUUCACUUCAUUUCAUUUCCCUUACUCUGUGUCACUGUCUCACCAAUCUCUUUUUCCCCAGAGACCCAGAGCACCAAGAAAUGCCUUGGAGCUUCUCCUCCCUACCACUUUGAAGCCCAAGCAAGAAGCUCAGAGCUGUUCCUUUUACUUCCUCCCCAUAUGAAAGAGAUAAAGAAAACCCUUGGGUUAGAACUGAACAAACCCAAGGCCAAUCCUUCAGCCGGCCUCCGUCCUCCCGGUGCAUGACAAAAUAUUGUUUUGUCUCAGAGGGCUGUGACGCUUCAAGGUUUAAUGAUGCAUCUCUGCCACACUCCAUCGUCCCUCCUCUGGAGCCCCCACCAGCUCUGACAGGGUCAGAGCUCUUUAGAGCAUCUUGACUAGGCGGUUGCCACGGAGACUGGAAAUUGGUCCCAAGGACAGGCUGUGCUACUUACUGGGUGGUGGGGAGGGAAGCUUCUGGCCAUGCUCGGACGUUCAGACCAACCAUCAUUAACGUUAAUAGAGGAAAUGCAGCAAUGUCAAAAGCAAGGCAGGUUUGUUAAUUAGAUCUGGGACCUGAUGACCUCCCUUUCCCAGGGCUGCAGCCCUUUUGACUUCCCCCAGCAGGAAGCGCUGCCGGGUGCUGAGUCUGGGCUGCUUGCUUAAUUGCAUUUCUGGAAGGGAAGGAGAACUGGGGUGGAGGACCUCCCGCUCUCCCCUCCUCCCCUGCUUCUCCCUUUCUCUCCCCCAGGCCAAUUUCGUUUCUUCUGAGCUGGGUGGGGGCAGCCAUCUUGGUGGGCUCUCCUGGAGGUGGAAUUCAGGAACCUGUGGUUGGCUCUUAGCAAAGAACAACGGCCCCACGAUGACAACUGGAAGGUGGCUGAUGUUCCCUCGUGCCUUAUUUCCUAAUAGGAACUUGCUGGAAGGGAGGUGCUCUGAAGGCAGCCACUCUGAGUGAGGGUGAGGAAGGAGAAAGCACAGCCAGCUUCCUGCCCAUCCCUCCCUCCUAAUUCGGCCACGCUGGGGACAAAAGUUUCCUUUGUCUCUUACACUGCUUUCCAAAGAUGGAGAAGAACUGCCCGCCCACUCCCUCCUCUUCUUUCUCACCCAGACUGGCAGACACUCCUCUGGGGACAAGGCCGCAUGGGUUGAUGCAACUUCAGGUACUCAGGUUCUGUUGUUGGAAGAUGCAGGGGAGAAGGGCUGUCGUGGUGGUGCUCUGAAUAUGGGCUCCAGCCCCCAGGAGCAGGCAGAAUGUGACACGCCCCACAGACUUGCUGGCGGAGGAAGGAGACGUAGCUCAACCUCCAGCCGGCUUCUUGAACCACGUUUUAUGUUAAAAAAAAACUUUCCACAGAUAAUCAGAGGCUGUUUACUUUUGUAAUAAAUAGCGUUUA